CUGUACAAAAAAGCAUUUAAGACUCGUUCAAUGACAUAAAGCAUAACAUACGUGAAACGUGUCCUAAUCUUGAUCUAUCUUCAGUUGUGGAAGGUCAGACUCGAGUAGCUCGCGAAAAUGUAACACCGACAGAACUGGAGUUUGAAAUGUGUGACACUGGUUUAAUAUUUUCUAGUGUGACAGAAGGAGGACAGGAAAGCAGGGAAGCUCAGCUCCGCCCUCACCUUGUCACGGAAUCCUCGAGGGAGAAUUACAGCACGUCAGAUCCUGAAAAAACACCAUCCUAAUCCAUUUACUAACAACAGCGACUCGAUCUUCUGAGAUUGCUGCCGACUGCCUGAUUGAGCACUGUAUGUGUGUUUGUGAUUCUCAUCAGCUCAGGAAUUAUGGGAUGCUGCGGUAGCACACAGAAGAGCCGCGAGUGGAAACCCUUAGAGCAGAGGAAGUGCACAGAUAUCCCAUGGCUGCUCCUGUUCAUCCUCUUCAAUGUGGGCAUGCUCUGCAUCUGUGGCUUCGCCAUAGCGUCAGGGGCCGCCUCCAGACUCAUAUCAGGGUACGACAGCUACGGGAACACCUGCGGUCAGAGGAAUGCCAAAAUCCCAGGAAUAGAUCUCAGCGGCCGCGACCACACGUCCAGAAAGUAUGUGUUUUUCCUGGACCCCUGUAACAUCGACAUACUGAGAAGAAAGAUGAAGUCUGUGGCUCUGUGCGUCUCAAAGUGUCCGGACGCCGAGCUGAAGACUUAUGAGGAUCUCACACAGUUCUCGACAGCUAACGGAUCUGAUCUGUGCUCCUAUGACGUUCUGCCAAGCAUGUAUUCAUCUCACCCUAAUCAAACAACAAAAUGUCCUACACUUCCUGUCCAUCCAAGUGCGUCUUUGCCAGUGUUUCACCGCUGUAUUCCCGUUGACAUUUCCUGCUACGCCAAGUUUGCCGAGGCCUUCAUCACUUUCGUCAGUGACAACAGCGUGGUGCACCGAGUCAUCGCUGGAGUGAUGACAUCCAAAGAGAUCAUCAUGAGCCUUUGUCUGCUCGCUCUCGUUCUGUCUCUGAUCCUGAUGGUUGUGAUCCGCUACAUCUCCGUGGUUCUGGUCUGGAUCCUCACAGCUGUCGUGGUGGUCGGGUCCAUCGGUGGGACGGGGAUCUUGUGGUGGCUGUAUGUGGAUCACAGUAAAUCUGUGAACGCCAGUCUGCCGGCUCUGGAACUGGAGGUGGCCAAAGACAACCAGAAAGCCCUGCUCAUCUACGCCAUCGCUGCCACUGUUUUCACCGUGAUCCUGCUGCUGCUGAUGUUCUUCAUGAGGAAGCGUGUGGCGCUCACCAUCGCUCUGUUUCAUGUGGCUGGUAAAGUCUUCACCCAUCUGCCUCUGCUGGUCCUGCAGCCCUUCUGGACCUUCCUCACGCUCAUGCUCUUCUGGGUUUACUGGAUCACCGUGCUCCUCUUCCUCGGGUCCGCAGGAAGUCCAGUGCAGAAUAACCAGACGGGUCUGCUGGAGUUCAGGAUGGACGGGCCUCUGCAGUACAUGGUGUGGUACCACGCCGUCGGCCUCAUCUGGAUCAGUGAGUUCAUCCUCGCCUGUCAGCAGAUGACUGUAGCCGGGGCUGUCGUCACAUACUACUUCACCAGAGAUAAGUCUCAGAUGCCCUUCACGCCCAUCGUGUCGUCUGUGCUGCGUCUGAUACGCUAUCAUCUGGGGACCGUGGUGAAAGGAGCCUUCAUCAUCACUCUAGUGGAGAUCCCCCGCCUCAUCCUCACCUACAUCCACAGUCAGCUCAAAGGAAAGGAAAACUCCUGUGCACGCUGCAUGCUGAAGGCGUGUAUCUGCUGUCUGUGGUGUCUAGAAAAGUGCCUUGCUUACCUGAACAUGAACGCAUAUACGGCAACGGCCAUUAACAGCACCAACUUCUGCACGUCUGCACGAGAUGCUUUCUUCAUCCUCGCAGAAAACGCUCUCCGUGUGGCAGCUAUCAACAGUGUCGGGGACUUUGUGCUGUUUUUAGGAAAGGUGUUGAUCGUGUCGUGUACGGCGUUUGCGGGCGUCCUUGCGUUAAACUAUCAGCGUGAAUACACCGUCUGGGUGCUGCCGCUCAUCAUCGUGUGCGUCUUCUCCUUCCUGGUGGCCCACUGCUUCCUCUCCAUCUUUGAGAUCGUAGUAGACGUCCUCUUCCUCUGCUUCGCCAUCGACACCAAGUACAACGACGGCAGCCCGGGCAGAGAGUACUACAUGGACAAGGCCCUCAUGGAGUUUGUAGAAAAUACCAGGAAAGCGACAGAGCGGUACAGCAAAACCGAAGGAGAGAGACAGGAAAUGAAAUCUAUGACUGGAGGUACACUGGCUUGAUGGAGAGCAGCGUAGUAUUACAUCAACUGAAACUCCAAAAGAAGUGCUACUGAGAUGCACAAAAGCUUCUCUUCAGGGAUUAUAAUGUGACAGACAUCUGUCAUCAAGACUCCAGGGAAAAGCUCAAGGACGGUGAGCCGAGUUCAUGCACAAAUAUAACAACACAAUAUGCUAGCAAUAUGCUUAGAUGUCCACAAGCUCAUGUAUCUGCUCCUAUAUAUAUUUUUUUUCAAAAGCCUUGUAGGGUUUUCUGAGACUUGCAUGAAAAAAGACUUUAGAGGUUGAACAUUUCAGGUUAUUUAAAAUAAGACUGUAGGAGCCUUAAUAUCAGUUUUUUUUAAACUGCAUUUUUAUUAGUUUUUUUAGCAUAGUCAAUUUUAUACAGAAGCUAUCGACUAGCUGCCUUAGUAUUUUAGAUAUUUUGGUUAAAAAGCAAUGUUAUCAAAUCCUGUUUCAGUUAUCUAACUUUAUUUUUUGUAUUUUAUCUUAUGUCUUUUGAUUUUGAAAGAUGUUCUUCUGUACCAGAUGUGAAAUACACUCCUGUCUGCAGGGACUUAAACUCUCAUUGGUUUUCUAUGUGGGCAAUGUUAUUAGAUGGAUGGACAGCAUAAUGAUUGUCAUUUCCCUCGUGCCAAUAAGCUGAAGUGUGUAAUGUAUACAUCACAAACCACGCUUGAUGGAAUUGUAAUAUGUUCGUUUCGAGAAAAACAAGACUGUAAUGGCCUGUGUAUCCCAGCAAUCAACAAAUUGUCUGAAAAGUGUUAUUUGUGCAAUUUCCUUUAGUGCUGAAAUUACACUUCAGCUUCAAUCAAGUACAUUUGUGUGAAAGUUGUGUGUUUGUGUGAAAGGAAAACAGUCUUUAAUCACUCCAUUCAAUAAAACCAAAGAGACGUGCAAAAUA
Messenger RNA from Carassius auratus (goldfish), 3243 nucleotides. RefSeq names its product solute carrier family 44 member 1a (gene slc44a1a). NCBI's taxonomy places the organism in Eukaryota, Metazoa, Chordata, Actinopteri, Cypriniformes, Cyprinidae. The record is from RefSeq and is a predicted model, not a curated record. Gene Ontology annotation, cellular component: membrane. The coding region runs from base 387 to 2342 and encodes 651 amino acids. Gene Ontology annotation, molecular function: transmembrane transporter activity. Gene Ontology annotation, biological process: transmembrane transport. The transcript has 17 exons.